CUAUAAUGGUUCCCUAAAGAACUGAUUAAAUGUGGCUACUUCUAAGCUUUCCACUAUUUCUGUCUACUGUACAGAAAUGUUGAAAGAAGAUGGGUAGAACAUUUCAUGUGGGAGCAGAUCUUUGCCAUUUUUUAGGGGGAGCACGCCUCGUCCAUCCCAGGCCUCUCUGCUCCAACAAUUCCAUUGUCUCAAAAGGAAACAACAAUGAAAACAGUAACAAGGAUGAUGCAAUUAGGGAUGACGAUGUGUAUCGUCAAUUAGAGAAACUGGAUUUCAUGACUGCUGCUAAGAUUCUUUUCACCACACCCCCUAAGAAGAAGAAAUUUGGGCUUGAUUUUCAUCUAGUGCAGCUCUUCUUUGCCUGCAUGCCUUCAUUGGCUGUAUUUUUGGUGGCUCAGUAUGCUCGCUAUGAGAUCAGAAGGAUGGAGGCGGAGGUGGAACUCAAAAAGAAGCAGGAGGAAGAAAAAGCAAAAGAGAUGGAGUUGAAUGUCACAGAAGAAAAUGAAGAAGUUGACUCUGAUCCAGAGCUGUUGAAGGUGAAAGUCAGACUGGAUGCAUUAGAAGAGACAUUAAAGGAGAUUAUUGUUGAAACAAAGAAACUGUCAAGUGGAAAUGAUAAACGAGAAGGCUCUACGAGUGAGCAUCAUGCAGCUGUUAGCUCAAGUCCCCAAAAUAAAUCAGAAGACAGCACUUGUGCAACUCAAAGCAACAGUAUUAAAUCCAAACCAGAUUCAAGCCAAUAGAGGGUGAAUGUGUCAGAUCCAGCUCUUGAAACCUCACAAAAGGACCAGAAAGGAAAAUAAAAGAUCUGGUAAUGGAGGGGCUUCCCAGAAGCUGAAAAAAAAAUGGUCUUGAACAUGCUUG
Molecule: messenger RNA, 864 nt
Organism: Telopea speciosissima
Lineage: Eukaryota; Viridiplantae; Streptophyta; Magnoliopsida; Proteales; Proteaceae
Exons: 8
Coding region: 90-743 (217 amino acids)
Source: RefSeq, a predicted model, not a curated record